AUAUUGUGAUUCGAAUAACUCAACAGUUAUUUCAUAAAUAUUGUACUUAUAUUAUGAAAUUUACUAAAUAUAUACAAAUAUGAAAUUUAGAAUUCAGUUAUUAGGCAAUUGGAGUUGUCAUUCUAAACUUCAGCUCUGUUAUUCGAUUGGACUCUUCAAAAAUACUGCUGCUAUGUUUGGAUCCUUCAAAAGUAGUGGAACUCUGAAGAAUAAUCUAACAUGGGUACGACAAUAUUUUAGAGAAUCCAAACAAAAUAUUUAUAAAAUUGAAAUCAGGCCUCAGCCAAUGUUAUAUUAAGGUUAUAACUAUCAAUAUGUGUUGUGGUGCAGUGGUGAGACUGCUCCACCCUUAAUCAGAGAAUUGGGGUUUGAGUCUUGGGUAUGAAAAAAAUUCUGUUUGGAACACCACCUCCAGAAUGAGCCCUGCAAUGUGCGAUCUGAAUUGGUCGGGGUCCAAUGUGAUACCAACACCGGAUGAAAAACCUAAAGAAAGGUUAUAACUGAAAAGGUAGCACUUGUUGGCAUGUUAUUGGAGGUCAACAUACUUGUGACAUGAUCUCUGUCACUUUUUAGAUCAUUACUGGCAAAUUAUUCAUAGCCAACUCCAUGCAUGACAUGUAAAAUGCAAAUUAAAGACCUCUAUAUCUCACUAUAAAUACUCAAAUCUUUUUCACAUAUCUUGUGCAUUGUGAAAAAAGUACACAAAAAACAAUCAACUUUUCUUGGUUUCUUUUCAUACCUCUAACUAUUUUGUCGUGGUUCGGCUUUUUCUCGGACCUUACGCAUAGCGCGGGAACUUUAAUGCACUAACCUGUCCUUACUUCUAACUAAUUGUAUACAAAAUGGCUUUGCCAAGGCAUUUUGUCGUGUUCAUUCUUCAAUUGAUACUUGUCCCUCUUGCAUUUAACCUUUGUAAUGCAUCACAUGGUUUGAAAAAUGGCUUCUAUAGAAAAACAUGUCCUAAAGUUGAGGCAAUUGUGAGAAAGAAAACUGCUGAAUUCAUAUCAAAGGCACCAACACUAGCUGCCCCUUUGCUUAGGAUGCAUUUCCAUGAUUGUGCUGUUAGGGGGUGUGAUGCUUCUGUACUGCUAAAUUCAACCCAAAAUAAUCAAGCAGAGAGAGAUGCCUUCCCAAACCAAUCUCUAAGGGGAUUCCAAGUGAUUAAUGGUGUAAAAUCUGCACUAGAAGACAAGUGUCCUGGUGUGGUCUCUUGUGCUGAUAUCCUAGCUUUAGUAGCUAGGGAUGUUGUUUCUAUGAUUAAAGGACCACAUUGGAAAGUUCCCUUGGGAAGAAGAGAUGGGAGAGUGUCAAUCAUGGAUGAAGCUUUGAACCUUUUACCACCUCCUUUUGCAAACAUCUCUUCUCUUAAACAACAAUUUGCCUCUCUUGGUUUGAAUGCAAAAGACCUUGCUGUUCUAUCAGGUGGACAUACCAUUGGAACAGCUCAUUGUUUUUCCUUCUCAGAUAGAAUGUACAAUUUCACAGGCCAAGGUGAUACUGAUCCAACAAUGGACCCAAACUACAUAGCCCAUUUGAAGAAAAAAUGUAGCCCAACUGAUGUGACAACAAUUGUAGAAAUGGAUCCAGGAAGUUUCAAGACAUUUGAUGAAAAAUAUUACACACUUGUAGCUAAAAGAAGAGGUCUUUUACAAUCUGAUGCUGUACUUCUUGAUGACAUUGAGACUAAAGCUUAUGUUAAACAACAAGCACUUACACAUGGAUCAACUUUCUUCAAAGAUUUUGGCAAAUCUAUGGUGAAAAUGGGAAAGAUUGGUGUAUUGACUGGCCAUGCUGGUGAAAUUAGAAAACAUUGUGAUUUUGUUAAUUAAUUAAAAGUAUCAAGUUCUUUUUUUUUUUUGUACUACUGUAUCAUGUUGUGUAAUAAUAUUCAUGUACAUGUAAUCCUUAUGAGUUGCAUGUGGCUUUUUGACUUUGUGGUGAUAUUAUAUAUGGAUGUUGUAUUUUA
Molecule: messenger RNA, 1966 nt
Organism: Capsicum annuum
Lineage: Eukaryota; Viridiplantae; Streptophyta; Magnoliopsida; Solanales; Solanaceae
Product: peroxidase 27
Exons: 4
Coding region: 843-1829 (328 amino acids)
Biological process (GO): response to oxidative stress; hydrogen peroxide catabolic process
Cellular component (GO): plant-type cell wall; plasmodesma
Molecular function (GO): heme binding; peroxidase activity
Source: RefSeq, a predicted model, not a curated record